AUGGCGGAGAGAAGCGCAUCGUUUAGCGGUAGAGAGCGACGAGGGGAAUCGGAAGGACGGGAAGAGCGGUCGGCAGGAAGGCACGAGGCGGGGGCUAGUUGGGCGAUGGCGGAAAGAUGCGCAUCGUUUAGCGGUAGAGAGCGACGAGGGGAAUCGGAAGGACGGGAAGAGCGGUCGGCAGGAAGGCACGAGGCGGGGGCUAGUUGGGCGAUGGCGGAAAGAUGCGCAUCGUUUAGCGGUAGAGAGCUGCGAGGGGAAUCGGAGGGACGGGAAGAGCGGUCGGCAGGAAGGCACGAGGCGGGGGCUAGUUGGGCGAUGGCGGAAAGGUGCGCAUCGUUUCGCGGUAGAGAGCGGCGAGGGGAAUCGGAGGGACGGGAAGAGCGGUCGGCAGGAAGGCACGAGGCGGGGGCUAGUUGGGCGAUGGCGGAAAGAUGCGCAUCGUUUAGCGGUAGAGAGCGGCGAGGGGAAUCGGAGGGACGGGAAGAGCGGUCGGCAGGAAGGCACGAGGCGGGGGCUAGUUGGGCGAUGGCGGAAAGAUGCGCAUCGUUUAGCGGUAGAGAGCGGCGAGGGGAAUCGGAGGGACGGGAAGAGCGGUCGGCAGGAAGGCACGAGGCGGGGGCUAGUUGGGCGAUGGCGGAAAGAUGCGCAUCGUUUAGCGGUAGAGAGCGGCGAGGGGAAUCGGAGGGACGGGGAGAGCGGCGGUGUGCGGAGCUGGAUGUGGCGGGAGAAGGAAGCGCGGAGAUGGAAGGGUGCAGCAAGUCGUUAGAGGAGCAGCUUGGCGCAUGUUGGCGAGAAAUAAAGGGGCUGCGAGAGCAGGAAAAGGAACUCAACAGCAAGAUCGCGGAACUGCACUGCGCGUUGCGCGCGGAGGAGGAGGUGGCGCGCGCGACGGAGCGCGAGGCGGAGGCGGAGUGUUGGCGGAGGAUGGCGGCGGAGAGAAGAGUGGCGGCGCUGGAGCGAGAGGUGGCGGGGCUCGAGGCGGAGGUGGCGGGGCUCGAGGCGCAGGUGGCGGACCUCCUGGCGCAGACCAGCGAAGCGGAGAGCGCGGCGGAGCGGAGCGAGGCGGCGGCGCAGGCGGCGCAGGACGCGUGCGCGCUGGGCGAGGAGGAAUUGCGGCGCGCGCGGGAGGAGGUGGCGGAGCUGGAGGAGCAGAUCCGGCAGCUGUGCGGGUCGGCGGCGCAGCGCGAGCAGCAGUUCCGGCUGCUGAUUAGCGAGAUGGAGGAGGAGGUGAGCGCCACGCACGCCAUGGCCAUGGUCGCCAUCGAGCGCGAGGAGCGCGCCGACCAGUCCCUGCGCGCGCUCAGGCUCGCGCACGCGCAGCUCCUGGCGGAGCUGCGGGGGAACGGCAAGGCGCAGGCGCAGGCGCACGGCAAGGCGGGAGCAGAGAUGGCACCGGGUCAGACGCCGGAGACGUGCCCGUGCUGCCCGCAUGGGGACGGGUGGUGUGUGGGGAGGCACGGGAGGCGCGUGGAGAGGGACGGGAGGCGCGUGGAGAGGGACGGGAGACCUGUGAUGCCCGGCGGUGGGGAGGAGGGGCGGAGUUGUGUGGAGGGAGGACCUGGGGAUGGGGAGUGCGGUGGGCAAGGGGGGCAGAGCAGAGAGUGCGGUCCCACUGAGGGCGUCAUGGGCGGCAAGGGGCAAGCGAGGCACAGAGAGGGGUGCGCAAAGCACAUGGCGCAUGCAGGCGAGGGGGGCGGCAGGCAGGCAGGGGCGGGGGCGAAGUGGCUGGCGGGGGAGGUGGGGGCGCUGGUGCGGGACGCGGAGAGGGUGUGCGAGCGCGCGGAGGAGAGCAACUGGCUGGAGCAGGGCGCGCUGCAGCUGUGCGUCGCGCUGAAGCUGCUGCUGCUCAAGGUCCGCGCGGGCAGGGGGACGCGGAGGGGCGCGCGGGGGAAGUGGAGGCAGCGGGAUGGGGAGGGGGAAGGGGAGGAGGAGGAGGGAAGCAGGCUGAUUGGGGUGCUGGCGGAAGGGAUCGUUGCUGGGGAGGAGGAUGAGUGGUCGGAGGAGGGAGGCGAGGCGGUGGAGGUGGAGGAGGAGCGAAAUACUGGACACAGCAGGGACGAGGGCAGGUGGUGUGCGGGGAGGCGUGGCGUUGAUCCCAUGCGCGAGGGCGUGUGGGUGGGUGAAGAGGAGCGCGUCAUGGAUGGUAGAGGAGAGGAGGAUGAGGAAGAUGAGAAGAGAAGAUGGGACGAAGAGAUAAGGAGAGAGGAGGAAGAGAGAAGAGAGCAGAGAAGAGAAGAGGAAGAGAGGAUAAAGCAGGAGAAGUGGAAAGAGGAAAAAAAGAGGAGAGAGGAGGAAGAGAGGAGAGAGGAAGAGAGGAGAGAGGAGGAAGAGAGGAGAAAGGAGGAAGAGAGAAGAGAGAAGGAAGAGAGAAGGGAGGACGACAAGAGAAUAGAGGAGGAAGAGAGGAGAAUGGAGGAAGAGAGGAGAGAGGAGGAAAAACGUAGAGAGGAUGGUGAAAAAGAACGGGAAGAGAGGAGGAGAUGUGAUGAGCGAGGAAGGGCGGAAGAUGAGCACGAGGAGAACGAGAGAAGUGUAAGGAAGGAGAGCGAGGAGGUGGAGGAAGGGGAGGUGUUGAGCGAGAGUGGAUCAGAGGAGGGGUGGUAUGAUGCAGCUGCUGCUGACGAGGACGAGGGUGCACCUGUUGUGGCGGCCACGUGUGACGGGCAGGCUGGGAUUGGGGCUGUGGAGACGAGUGUGCUGGGGGGCGAAAGCUGGGGGGAGGAGAGUGGGGGACGUGAAGCUGACGAGCUGUUGGGGACGAGAGAAGGAGAGGAGGUCCGGGGGAGUGAGGAGGAGAUCAUGGAGAGUGCUGAGAAUGGGGAUGAGGAGGACGGCGAGAGCGAGGACGAGGAUGGAGAGGAGGAGAUGGAUGAGGAGGAGGAGGAAGAGGGGGAACGAUACGGAGAGGCAGGCAGCAGCAUGGGCCCAUCACUACUGGAGCAGGGCGAGAGCAAGGAGAGGGCGGAGAAGGGGGAGAAGGGGUGGCCGGGUAUGGAGGCACGUGUGGUGGAGGCGGCAGUGGAAAAGUCUCAUGUCCAGGUGCAGGAGGCAGAGAGGCUCCUUGCGCGGGCUGAGAAAACACUGGAGCGGUUUGCGGCUGUGGAGAAGCGCGGGCGCAAGCUGUGCCGGCACAUGGAGAAUAAGCAGCAGGUGCUUGCGGAGUUGCAGAAGGUCCUGCUGCAGGCUCAGGGGCAGGGCAUGCAUCGCAAGAUCUUUCCUGGGAAGUCUGAUAAAGUGCACACAAGCUGCAAGUUACUAUGGGGGACACAAGUCCACCCAAUUCCUUAG
Molecule: messenger RNA, 3288 nt
Organism: Closterium sp. Yama58-4
Lineage: Eukaryota; Viridiplantae; Streptophyta; Zygnematophyceae; Desmidiales; Closteriaceae
Source: the annotation of a GenBank genome assembly